AUACACACACUUUCUGUAUCUCUACAUCACUUCUUGCUGCCUGUAGCAGACCUACUAGCAAAAUCUUGAGACCCCAUCACUUCAUUUCCAGCUCCAAGAUCUUGCAAUGUGUUUAUUUUUCUAAAAAAAUAAUUAAAAAAGAUCUGAUUUUUAUGUUGUAAUUUUGUUUAGAAAGUUUAGAUCUUAACUCAACUUGAUGGAUCUGUAGAACCCUUCUGCAUUGUUCCUUUUGAGGUGGGGUUUGGUUAUUUUUUGAUUUUUUGGCUUCAAGAAAUGCAAUUUUUGGGUUUCUGUGAGCUGGUUCUUGAAAAAUUUGAGCUUUACCGGAACCCUAGGAAGCUCCGGCCAGUUGGGUUUUUCCGGGAGCUUUGAUUCUGACAAUGGUCUGUCUGAAUUGUGUGUUUGGACAGAGAAGAACAAGAUGUCAACUACUUUGAUACUGCUGCUGUUCUUUUUUCACUUGCUAUUUCUGCUUUCCACUAGUUUUGGGAUACCUUUUCAGCACAUCUUUUUAUCUCCUUCCAUUCAGCCAGCCAAACGAGAGUUGAUCAGAAUUUUUUUACCAGAACAUGAAAGGUUUAUGUUAUUGCAUGCUUCAGUGGCUACUUCAAGAGUACCAUAUAGGACUCGAGUUAAGCCUCUGAAAAAUUCCAUAGUACCUUCUCCAUCUCCUUCUCCCUCAUCUCAAGGUCCUAUAGCUAGUCAUAGAACUGGUACUCUAAGAAGACAUCACCACCACCAUCAUCAAACUAAACCGCUUGCAUUCUCUCCGUCACCAUCGACUGUACCAGGUUGCAAUCAAAUAUGUUUGGAGCCUCUUACUUCAGCUCCCUUUGGUUCACUCUGUAGUUGUGUGUUCCCUAUGAAAGUGAGGCUUCUUUUUGAUGUGUCUCUGCUUGCUAUCUUCCCUGUUAUUAAUGAGCUAGAGAUUGAGGUGGCAGAAGGCACAUAUCUAAAACAAAGCCAAGUAGUGAUAACAGGUGCUAGUGCCGAUGAUCAAAAUCAGGAUAAAACAGCAGUUGAUAUUAACUUAGUGCCUCUAGGAGAGAAGUUUGAUAACACCACUGCUACACUAACUUAUGAGCGAUUUUGGCAGAAGAAGGUGCCUCUUAAUAAGACACUCUUUGGUACUUAUGAUGUUGCGUCAAUUACUUAUCCAGGACUUCCUUCUCUGCCACUGUCCGGGGGUCACCACAGUAGUGGUCCAAGUGGAAGUGCUGGAAAGCAGUACCCCAUCACUGCAGAUUUUAUCAACAAAAGCCAGAAAAUGAAUACGAGAACUAUAUUAAUUAUAUCAUCAUCUGCAGUGGUGGUCUUGGUUGUAUGCAUUGGAGCAGUCAUUGUUCUCUUGAAUUGCAGGAAAGAUGGCAGACCAUCAAAUGCUGUUCGUCAUGCUUAUACACCAUCUGUUAACAGGAGAUCUGGAAUUGUGUCCAUCUUAAGUAGCCCCACUAGCUCAAAAUCGGCAUCCCUCUUUUCUGCCAUGCCCACUUCUUUGCUUUCUGUAAAAACAUUUACGCUUGCUGAGCUGCAAAAGGCGACAGACAAAUUCAAUGCAAACAGAGUUCUGGGAGAAGGAGGAUUUGGGCGUGUGUAUCAUGGCCUCGUGGAAGAUGGGACUGAGAUAGCAGUAAAAUUGAUUACAAGAGAAAGUCAGAACGGAGAUCGUGAAUUCAUUGCCGAAGUUGAGAUGUUAAGCCGCUUACAUCAUCGCAACCUUGUGAAGUUGAUUGGAAUAUGUUUUGAAAGGCAUACGCGUUGCUUGAUUUAUGAAGUAGUUCCAAAUGGCAGCGUUGAGUCUCAUUUGCAUGGUGUGGACAAGAGAAAGGGGCCUCUUGACUGGGAUGCACGUUUGAAAAUUGCUCUUGGUGCAGCCAGAGGAUUAGCUUAUCUUCAUGAAGAUUCUAAUCCUCGCGUGAUCCACCGCGAUUUCAAAGCUAGCAAUGUUUUACUUGAAGAUGACUUCACUCCUAAGGUUUCUGAUUUUGGGUUGGCAAGGGAAGCGACCGAAGGAAGUCAGCAUAUUUCAACUCGAGUAAUGGGAACUUUUGGGUAUGUUGCCCCUGAAUAUGCGAUGACAGGACACCUACUAGUUAAGAGUGAUGUGUACAGUUAUGGGGUGGUUCUGUUAGAACUUCUUAGCGGAAGACAGCCUGUAGACAUGUCUCAACCUUCUGGACAAGAGAACCUUGUGACUUGGGCGCGGCCCCUACUAACAAGCAGAGAGGGUUUGGAGCAGCUGGUGGACCCUACUUUAGCCGGAAGUUAUCAAUUUGAUGAUAUGGCCAAGGUGGCGGCCAUAGCUAACAUGUGUGUUCAUCCGGAGGUGACCCACAGACCAUUCAUGGGAGAAGUUGUGCAAGCUCUAAAACUAAUAUACAACGAUACAGACGGGGACUGCUCUAGUCAAAGGGUAUCGUCCGCUAUAGAUGUAGACUUCAAAGACGAUUCUGUUUCUGAUAGCAGUUGGUGGAAUGCAGGUGGAUUAACCCCACGUUUAACAUAUGGCAACGCCACCUCUUUCAUAACAAUGGAAUACAGUUCUGGUCCACUCGACGAACUAGGGAACAGAGCAUUUUCAGGUUCAAGUCCAAUGGGAGACCGGGUGUCGCUACCAAUUAGACAUGGCAAUAGGUCAGGUCCACUGAGGACAGUCCGGAGCAAGCCGUCUUUUUAUAGAACAAAGGGAAGCAUGAGUGAACAUGGUUUACUCUCAAAGCGAGGAUGGGACGAAGGUGCCAGCCAUGAAGCUUCUUUUUAGAGUGUCGAUUUUAAGUGUACAGAACAGAAAGAUCACUUUCUCUUCUCGAAAGUGUCGUUCUUAUGUAGUUUAGCAAUUUAAUUUGGGUGUGGUUUUCAUUUUGAGAGAUAUUAGAUGGGGAUUUGGGGGUGUCAAAUGCUUUUCUAAUAUUGAAAAUCAAGAUUCAUUACCAUAUAUACAUGUGGAGAUGUAAGAUUGAGAGUCAUCUGUAUUACAUGUGGUUAAAUUGAUUUUGCUGCAGUGCAGUUCAUUUGCUAGAUUGAACCAACAAUUUUCAUUUCUUCUUUA
Daucus carota subsp. sativus is the source of this 3049-nucleotide messenger RNA. Its product is annotated as receptor-like serine/threonine-protein kinase ALE2. The record is from RefSeq and is a predicted model, not a curated record. NCBI's taxonomy places the organism in Eukaryota, Viridiplantae, Streptophyta, Magnoliopsida, Apiales, Apiaceae. The transcript has 9 exons. Gene Ontology annotation, biological process: protein phosphorylation. Bases 422 to 2761 code for a protein of 779 amino acids. Gene Ontology annotation, molecular function: protein kinase activity; ATP binding.